This is a messenger RNA of Boleophthalmus pectinirostris (great blue-spotted mudskipper), 1878 nucleotides long. RefSeq lists its product as uncharacterized. The transcript has 16 exons. The coding region runs from base 247 to 1878 and encodes 543 amino acids. The record is from RefSeq and is a predicted model, not a curated record. Lineage: Eukaryota; Metazoa; Chordata; Actinopteri; Gobiiformes; Gobiidae.
AUUGAGCUUGGUCUUCAAGGCAAAAAGGAUAAUCUCACAUUAUGGUUGUUUGGAAAUGAAACAAAAGUUGUAAAAAGACUAAGUCUUAAUCAGUGGCACUCACUCUGCAUUACAUGGUCUGGGAAACAGCAAACAUUGCAAUUAUAUAUUAAUGGAACUAAGGUGGCUUCUAAAUAUUUAGAAGCUAAAAGCCCCACUCAUUUAGCCUCAGGUGGAACGCUCACAUUGGGGAGAUCUCACUUUGUGAUGGGAAAAGGAGUGCAACCAGAGUAUGGGAACAGCCUCAUUGGUGACAUUAGUCAGUUUAGGAUUUGGUCCAAACAGUGGAGUGAAGAAGAGCUUCAAAGACAAGAAUGCACUGAUGCAGAUGUGAUCAGCUGGGACGAACGACACUGGAAGUCCGACUGCUCUCCUCCGAAUGACCACCACCUUAAAUGUAACUGGUCAUGGUACAAGGUCAAAAUGAACGUUCUGUAUCAAUAUGUUGGUGGAAUGUACUCAGUUACAUUUUUGAGAAAUGCUACAGAGCAGUGGUUGAAAAGCGUUUUUCCAAGCAACGUUUCUAUCUCUGACACCUAUGUCACACCAAGCUAUGCAUGCAGACAAGUUAAUAAUUCAGCAGUGUUAAAUGGACAGCAAAGGCAGGAAUCACACUACUCGACUUCCAUUGGCUUUACAUGUUAUCUUGUCAAGCUCACUGUAAAAGUGGAACCUGCAGCUGAUGUGGGACUGGUUCAAGCAGAAAUCACAGCGAAGCUCAGUUUUCCAUUUGCCUCUGACUUCCUAAAUGCACAGCCCGACCCUGAGAGCAUUCUAGUGUUAUCUGCUGAUUCAUAUCCUGCUGUGACAGAUAGACCAUCAACAGUCAACACAGUCAGUUCAUCAGACAAAGCUGAUAUAUUCUUUAGAGUGAAUCUAGUAUUAGGAAUAACUGGAUUUCAUUCAGACCCCCUGCUUUUUAUAAAGACAUGGGUGAAGGAAAAGUUGAUUUACAGCAGCACCAUGAAAGCACUGAACUUUCUAAUAUCAGGGACUGCUGCCAGCAAUCUUGUCCUGUACAAUGGGCCUUUGGCUCCCAUUGAACAACAAAAACAAUACAUUUGUAACUUCCACGUACAGGAAGAUUACCUCUACAGUGUUUCUGAGGUUCAAACCUAUAUUGAAAACACCCUGAAUGUUUUAUUUUCAAAUGAGUCCAUCACUCUUCAAACAGUUAGUCUGAAGACAAAGCACAUAGAGCCAUCGGACUGCUUAGAAGAGAGAACAUCUACAAUCUAUGGAAAAUAUUUUUGGGCUAGAACAUUUCCUCAGGACAUUCAAACCAUGAGAUGCCAAGACCCACCUCAAGAAAAUGCAUAUAGGCUUUGUAAGUUGGAGAUCAGCACUGACACAACUAAAUGGGCUAAAGCUGAUAUGACUAACUGCAACCCAAGAGUGACCAUACCCCAAAUAGAAAAUGUCACUGUCACUACAGAAAAUGCGGGUGAGGUUGUGGAAACCAUUCAGGACUUGGUUAAUGAGCAGCUCAGUAAUUCCUCUCAGCUCUCCCCCGAUGACCUGACCACUGUGGUGGGAAAACUCAGUGAAGUAGUGGACGUGGGCUCAAACUCUGAGCUUGGAGCAAACAUUGUGACUAUUGUGGCUGACAUUCUUAUUUCCAGUACAGAUGUUACUACGAUCUCCAAUGUAGUGUUGAAUCUGACGUCAAAGAUGGGAGAUACUCUGGAUUUCCACGGCACUGCUGAGACUAUUGCUGCUCCAUCUGUGGCUCUUUCUUUGUGCAACGUGGAAACACAAGGAUUUAGUGGCCUCACGUUUGGUGUAUCCUCUUUGUCAACAAACCUGAAGCCACAGGUGGGUCUCUAUAUAAACCAAUAA